AAACACCAUAGUUGGAGCUGGAAGGUCCCCGAUUGAUUUCUCAGAAAAAUGGCCGACGCAGAAGGCAAAUAUGUCUUGAAUUUACCCGACGAUUUCAAGGAAUAUAUGUACAAGGAACUCAAUUUUUGGCCCUUACACUUAUUUUAUCUUUCAGAAUAUUUGUAUGGAGGGGUUUUCUGGAGCCGAGAAGACGACGAACCCCAACGUCCUUCUACUCUCCCCGACGGCGAUAUUUCCAACUUAAACAAGAUCAUCAGACAUUUGCUUUCCAGAAUUAUACAUUGGACUCUUUGUCCGAUGCUAGUUCAAUUUUGGGCGCCCAUAACAACAAAAGAGGGCCGGCCUUUUCUUACAACUCGAAACCAACCUUUCUCUCUAUCAUCAUGUUUUUAUGACUUUAAUAUUGAAGGACUUUGUGGGUAUAGGAUGAUCUGUAUGGAUUCUAAAGGCCCAUUGGCACACCAUGCACGAAAGGCUGGAUUAAGCGGUUGCUUCGCAAUAUGCUUGGAGAGCAAUUACAUUGGAAAUGAUGUUUAUGUGCUAGAGUUUUUUAUGCCGAUGAGCAACAAUGCCAGUGAAAACCCACAUACCUCAUUAAGGAAAAUAUUGGAAACAAUGAGGGAAAAUUUUCGUUGUCUUAGGGUUGCUUCUAGAGAACUUUGGGAAAAAUUACAUAUUGAAGAAAUUAGUAUUCAAAAUGGUGAGAAACUUGAUCCAGUUCAAAACCCCCAAACCACUAUAUCUUUGCCUCAGCUGGAACUCUCACAAAGUGAAGUUGAGGUAAUCCAAGUGGAUUCAUCAGAUCAACAAUUAGUGAAUGCCAUAAAUACUGGAAGCAAUGUUGGCAAUACAGAACAUAACAACUUUGCUAUUACUUUUACACAAGAGAAAAGCACAGUAAAAGUGUCAAAAAGAAAAGGCAACAAAUCUGGAGGCACAGUAAAGACGUCAAAAAGAGAUGGCAACAAUAUCGGAGUUAAAAUUAAAAUUCCACUGGAGGAUAUCCUACAAAAUUCAGAAUUGAGCCUUGAGAAUGCUGCAAAAAGCCUCAAAGUUAGCAAAUCUACAUUGAAGCGUGUAUGCAGGACUUUUGGUAUAGAGAGGUGGCCACCUCGCAAGAUGAACAAGGUUGGUUGCUCUCAACUCGAUGAAUCUGCCCAGUGUGUUAAUUCUGAUCAUCUGCCUUCUACUCAAUCCUCGGCUACUAUUGUUCACACCGAGCCACAUGAUAAAACGAUGCAAGAUGCGAAUAUUGUGACUGUAAAAGCAAAAUAUGGAGAAGGUAUUACAAUGAAAUUUCGUCUGUCUUUGUCAUCAAGAUUCGUGCAGUUGCAGCAAGAAGUGGCUAAAAGGCUAAACUUAAAGGCUGGAACUUAUUAUGUGAAGUAUGAAGAUGAGGACGGUGAGUUGAUUUUAAUAGGUUGCGAUGAGGACUUGCAAGAUUAUAUGCGCGAUUCUAGAUCGCUGGGUAGAAGUUCUAUUGUGGUAUUGCUUGAGCAAAAGUUGCCAAUUACUGAUCAUAAAAAAAAUAAAAAAUAAAAAAG
This is a messenger RNA of Camellia sinensis, 1544 nucleotides long. NCBI's taxonomy places the organism in Eukaryota, Viridiplantae, Streptophyta, Magnoliopsida, Ericales, Theaceae. The record is from RefSeq and is a predicted model, not a curated record.